Cricetulus griseus (Chinese hamster) is the source of this 1558-nucleotide messenger RNA. The record is from RefSeq and is a predicted model, not a curated record. Lineage: Eukaryota; Metazoa; Chordata; Mammalia; Rodentia; Cricetidae.
CCUAUCUCGCCGCGCAUUCGUCUGGUUUCUCAGCGAUGCACUCUGCUGGGUUCUCCGAAGCCUCCACGUUUGUUCCUGCGCUCUUUCUGUCCGGAUCCUCUCAGAGUUGCAGGCCCAGAUCCACGGAGUGCUCCCCGCCCCUCCCGGAGCGCUUGCCCCUGCUACUCCGCCUGCAGGGUCCGCGGCGCCUUCUGCGGAACUCCGGGCCAUAGACGCAUUUCCGGAGGACUGAGUUCACUGUUUUAGUCAGGACUUCCGGUCACCGCUACGGCGCAUGGCGGCGUUAGGGCGUCCUGCUCGGGAGGCACCAGCAGCCUCAAGCCGGAGAACUCAACGCGCUGCGCGCAGACCUCGGCUCCCCCGUCCUGCUUGCGGUGCCGCAGAUCCGCCCCUUGUCAGUUUAGUGCAACCUGCUUGUGACUCUGCCACCAGAGCACAUCCCACAGGCAACACUGUGUCGAUGAAGCAAAAGAAGAAGAAAAUCCCGAACAGGGUCUCUGGGACAAAUGGAGACGGAAAGAUCUCCGAGAAACCUGUCCUAGACGAAGCUCCCCCCAGUGCUGAAGCCCAGGCGGAGCAACUGGCGAGGGAGCUGGCCUGGUGUGUGGAACAGCUAGAGCUGGGACUCAAGACGCAGAAACCCACCCCGAAGCAGAAAGAGCAGGCUGUUGGGGCAAUCCGAACCUUGCGCAGUGAAAAAACCCCCCUGCCCCGGAAGAGACAGCUGAUGCGAUCCUUGUUUGGGGACUACAGGGCUCAAAUGGAUGCCGAAUGGCAGGAAGCCCUGAGGGCUCUAAGGACUGCUACCCAUUCAGCCCGAGUACAGCUUGUAGGAGAGACUGCCAGAAAGAAGAGUGGAAGGGUCUGUAGGCCUCGUCCAACAGGAAGAACCAAGGCCACUGUGGACUUUCCUGAUGAAGAAUUUCGGUUCAAUUUCUUUUAGAUUCUCCUACAUUCUGGACUAGUCAUCCUCCUCCAGGGUGGUGUGACCAUUUGUCUUGAAUAUAGGGGUCUUUCUAUGAACUCUUUUGGCAGAAGUAGGAUUGCUUUGUCUCUAAUUGGUUUGUGGACAUGAAACUGCUGCCCCGGGUGAGACUGUCCUUGAACUUCUCAAGGAAAUGUUCCUCCUGUCAGAAGAGAGGUGCUUUGGGAACUCCUCUGUGCUAAGCCUGAGUGUUGAGUGGAUUGCAGGAAUUGUGCUCCAGUCUCUGGGAAUAACUGUUGGUGGUAAGGAACUGAAGAAUCUGUGUACUUUUGAAAGGAUCAACCUAAUAAAUAUGUUUUUAUUUUUUUAAAAAAAUAGGUGAUGAAUGGAAGCUUGUGAUGUCUAUGGUGGAUGGAGUUAGGUGGGGCAGGGACUGCCUUUACUUGGUACAGCUCUGAUGUCAGGGUUUAGGUCUUUGUCCAUGUUGUCUCUUUUUCUGAGGAGGUUGUCAUCUUCAGAGAGCCAGUGUGGCCUCCAUCAGGCCAUCAUUUGUUCUUGAGCUGCAUGCUUUAACUUGAACUGUGUUUUAGCAGACUUGUGUCUUUUUUUAAAAAAAAACCUUUAUUUAUUUGU